Messenger RNA from Lynx canadensis (Canada lynx), 1570 nucleotides. RefSeq names its product EF-hand calcium binding domain 1 (gene CLXN). The transcript has 6 exons. The record is from RefSeq and is a predicted model, not a curated record. Lineage: Eukaryota; Metazoa; Chordata; Mammalia; Carnivora; Felidae. Gene Ontology annotation, molecular function: calcium ion binding. Bases 34 to 672 code for a protein of 212 amino acids.
CAGCCGCCGCGGCCCGGUUCCCGAGCGCCCGGCAUGAACCGCAAGAAGCUGCAGAAGCUGACGGACACCUUAACUAAAAAUUGCAAGCACUUUAAUAAAUUUGAAGUGCAAUGUCUUAUAAAUCUUUUUUAUAACCUGGUGGGAGAUGUAACAGAGCGGCAAGGUGUGGUCACUGGACUAGAUCGUAAUGCAUUUCGAAACAUCUUACACAUGACAUUUGGAAUGACAGAUGACAUGAUUAUGGACAGAGUAUUCCGAGGUUUUGAUAAGGACAACGACGGCUGUGUAAACGUAUCAGAGUGGAUUUCUGGAUUAUCAGUAUUUCUUCGAGGAACUCUGGAAGAAAAAAUGAAAUAUUGCUUUGAGGUGUUUGAUUUGAAUGGUGAUGGAUUCAUUUCAAAGGAGGAGAUGUUCCAUAUGUUAAAGAACAGCCUUCUCAAACAGCCGUCUGAAGAAGACCCUGAUGAAGGAAUUAAAGAUUUGGUUGAAAUAACCCUUAAAAAAAUGGACCAUGAUCAUGAUGGGAAGCUGUCUUUCUCAGAUUAUGAACAGGCCGUGAGGGAAGAGACCCUUCUACUAGAAGCUUUCGGACCAUGUCUACCUGAUCCAAAGAGCGAGAUGGAAUUUGAAGCCCAAGUUUUUAAAGAUCCGAAUGAAUUCAAUGAUAUAUAAAUACCUAAAUGUCUAUGUUGUCUCAAGUGAGUAAAAAAGGAGGCGCAUACGUAUUGUUUAUUUCUCCUGCUUAGCUCAGAAAGAUGAUGUUGAGUCGUGUGUUUGGGGCGGGGGAGGGGACUCACCAACAGGUGUCAUCCAACCUUGGUGGAAGAUGCAAGUGAACAAAUGGGAGACAAGAAGCCCCAUUCUGAGUGUGCGUUUGGCAAUUUAACAUUGCCAGAUAUCUUAUCACGUAGACUAUCCGUUGAACUAUCGUGAAACAAAUCGACUAUACAAUAAUGCAGAGGCAAAUACUCGUCACGUCAGAAAGAUGGCUGGGUAUACACUGAAAAAUCAGUGAGACUACUGAAUUUCCUUUGGAGCGGCAAAUCAAGACCACGUCAAAAGAAGGAAAGGGUGAUGGCAGUUGGCGUUUCGACACCUUUCCGCUAGGCCUGGAGGGACAUUCCAAGAGCUGAAAGCGGCACGGGACCUACUUCAGCAUGAUGCCUGUUAUUGCUGGAGGCUUUGCCAGAACGGCCUUGGAGACAGUGAGCAUCUUGAAGGCAGGGAUCCCCGCAACCCGUACUUGUGUCUGGCACAGCGGUGAGGACAGUCGCCUGCAUAGAACGGGUACGCAGUCAACAGCGUGGAGGGAAAAGUGCAAGGUGCUGCAAGGUAAAUCCAGACCCUUGGUGAGCGGAGGAGGAAGAGAGGGCUGUUUCUGUACAUAACGCGUGAUGCGGCCACAGCUUUCGGUCCAUCUCUGGGGUCACCCCGAGGCUCCUCACGCAUUGCGGCCGGUUGUAAAGUCCCCUCUCUGCGCUGGAUCCCUCUGCCUCUCCGCUUCAGCCCCAUCCCUUGCCCCCCGCCCCACCUGGGUGCGCCUCAGUGUCAUGCCCCCACCUUUGGCAUC